Messenger RNA from Anarrhichthys ocellatus (wolf-eel), 11497 nucleotides. It is a transcript of the gene wdfy3, whose product is annotated as WD repeat and FYVE domain containing 3. The transcript has 67 exons. Gene Ontology annotation, biological process: aggrephagy. The record is from RefSeq and is a predicted model, not a curated record. Gene Ontology annotation, molecular function: metal ion binding; protein binding. Bases 334 to 11079 code for a protein of 3581 amino acids. Lineage: Eukaryota; Metazoa; Chordata; Actinopteri; Perciformes; Anarhichadidae.
AAAUGGUUCGUUCCUCUUGCUGUGAUGGCCUUCCUCCAAAGCCCUGUGCACCCCACCCGGUGUCAGGGGGGGAUCAGCUGUGCCAGUCCCGGCAGGCCACGCACACGCACACACACACACACACACACACACACAGAACGCUGCUGGCUGGUGAACAAAGCCCUCUUGGCACUGCCGAUGAAGACGAGCUAUGCCUCCUCCUCUCCUCACGCCGCCGUGAGGGGGAAGGCAUGACACCAUUGUGGUUGUGUUUCCUCAUCAAAAAGACGUUUUUAGGGGAAGAGGAGUCGGUCUUUGUAGACAGUGGAAUAUUCUCAUCUUCUUCUUUUUGAGAUGCUGGCGGAGCGCAGAGAGAACAGCAGGGCUGCCUUUGCCCUGACGAAGCCGCUCAAGAUGAACAUGGUGAAGAGGAUCAUGGGCCGGCCGAGGCAGGAGGAGUGCAGCCCCCAGGACAACGCGCUGGGCCUCAUGCACCUGCGACGCCUCUUCUCCGAGCUGUGCCACCCUCCUCGCCACAUGACCCAGAAGGAGCAGGAGGAGAAGCUCUACAUGAUGCUCCCCGUGUUCAACAGGGUGUUUGGGAACGCUCCUCCCAGCACCAUGACGGAGAAGUUCUCCGACCUGCUGCAGUUCACCACCCAGGUGUCCCGGCUCAUGGUGACCGAGAUCAGACGAAGAGCCUCCAACAAAUCCACAGAGGCAGCCAGUCGAGCCAUAGUCCAGUUCCUGGAGGUGAACCAGAGUGAGGAGGCGAGUCGUGGCUGGAUGCUUCUGACCACCAUCAACCUGCUGGCCUCCUCCGGACAGAAAACGGUGGACUGCAUGACGACCAUGUCUGUGCCCUCCACGCUGGUCAAAUGCCUGUACCUGUUCUUCGACCUGCCUCACAUGGCCGAGGCCCCAGCAGGCCCCACCCCGCAGCCGUUACCGCCGCCUCCGCCGCCACCACCGCCCGGCCAGGAGAAGACGGCGGUUCAGGGCCACACCCAGCAGGAGCUGCCCCUGGCCGACCGCAGGGUGCUGCUCCAGAAAGUCUUCGUCCAGAUCCUGGUGAAGCUCUGCACCUUUGUGUCUCCGGCGGAGGAGCUGGCCCAGAAGGACGACCUCCAGCUGCUGUUCAGUGCCAUCACCUCCUGGUGCCCCCCCCACAACCUGCCCUGGAGGAGGAGCGCGGGGGAGGUGCUGACCACCAUCUCCCGACACGGCCUCAGCGUCAACGUGGUCAAAUACAUACACGAGAAGGAAUGUCUGGGCACGUGUGUUCAGAACAUGCAGCAGUCGGACGACCUGUCGCCGCUGGAGAUCGUGGAGAUGUUCGCCGGCCUCUCCUGCUUCCUCAAGGACUCCAGCGACGUGUCGCAGACCCUGCUGGAUGACUUCCGAAUGUGCCAGGGCUACGCCUUCCUGUGCGACCUCAUGCUCAGACUGGAACAAGCCAAGGAGGACGAAUCGAAAGAUGCCCUGAAGGACCUGGUCAACCUGGUCACCUGUCUGACCACAUACGGGGUGACGGAGCUGAAGCCCGCUGGACUGACCACCGGAGCCCCCUUCCUGCUGCCCGGCUUUGUUCUCCCGCUGCCUUCUGGGAAAGGCCACACAGUGCGUAACAUCCAGGCCUUCUCGGUGCUACAGAAUGCCUUCCUGCGGACUAAAACCAGCCGCCUGGCCUCCAUGCUGCUGGACGCCAUCGGAAACAUCUACUCCGCCGAGCCGGCCAACUACUUCGUCCUGGAGUCGCAGCACACCCUGUCGCAGUUCGCCGAGCGAGUGGCCAAGCUCCCCGAGGCCCAGACCAAGUACUUUGAGCUGCUGGAGUUCGUCGUGUUCAGCCUGAACUACGUGCCGUGCAAAGAGCUGUUCAGCGUCAGCGUGCUGCUGAAGUCCAGCACGUCGCACGCCUGCAGCAUCACGGCCGUCCGGACGCUGCUGAAGCUCUCCAGGCACGACGCCGUGUUCAGCGACGUGCUGCGGGAGGUCGGCCUGCUGGAGGUGCUGGUCAACCUGCUGCACAAGUACGCCGCCUUGCUCAAGGACCCGGCCACGCAGCAGCAACCACACAACAAUGACCAAGCCGACUGUAAAAACAACACCGUAGCAGAGGAGCAGAAGCAGUUGGCCUGGCUGGUGAUGGAGACGCUGACUGUGCUCCUGCAGGGCUCCAACACCACCAACACCAAUGCAGCUCUGUUCAGGGAGUUCGGCGGCGCCCGCUGCGUUCACAACAUCGUGAAGUACCGUCAGUGUCGGGAACACGCCCUGCUCAUCAUCCAGCAGCUCGUCCUGUCGCCCAGCGGAGACGACGACAUGGGGACGCUGCUGGGCCUCAUGCACUCUGCACCGUCCAGUGAGCUGCAGCUGAAGACCGACAUACUGCGGGCUUUGUUAGCGGUGCUGCGCGAGAGCCACCGGACCCGGACGGUGUUCCGCAAGGUGGGCGGCUUCGUCUACCUCACGUCCCUGCUGGUGGCCAUGGAGCGCUCGCUGUGCCAGCCGCCGCGGCACGGCUGGGAGCGCGUCAACCAGAACCAGGUCUUCGAGCUUCUGCACACCGUGUUCUGCACGCUCACCGCCGCCAUGCGCUACGAGCCCGCCAACUCGCACUUCUUCCGCACGGAGAUCCAGUACGAGAAGCUGGCCGACGCCGUGAGGCUGCUGGGCUGUUUCUCCGACACCAAGAAGCUCGGUCCCACGGGCGUCUUCCCCUCCAACGCUCAGCCUUUCCAGAGGCUGCUGGAGGACGAGGCCGCGCCCGGAGGCUGCGCGGGGGACAGCGUCUGCCCCACGCUCAAACACUGCAGCAAGCUCUUCAUCUACCUUUACAAGAUGGCCACCGACUCUUUUGACAGUCGUGCGGAGCAGGUGCCUCCCUGCCUGACUCAUGAGACCUCGCUGCCCUCGCCGUGGGGCACGCCAGCACUCGCCAGGAAGAGACAAGGCUACUACGGUACGUCGGGCCCCCCCGCUCCAGUCAAAGCCGUGACAGACCUGAAGCUCCACUUGGCCAACACAUCCCACCCGGCUUUCUCCCCGUCUUCGUCUGACAUGGUGGUCAUCCACCCGGGGGCCAUCCUGGCCAUCCUGGACCUGCUGCCCUCCGUCUGCUCCGACAGCCAGCCGGAGCACGCUCUGGACCUGCAGCUGGCCGUGGCCAACAUCCUCCAGCUGCUGGUGAACAGUGAGAGGAACCAGCAGGUGCUGUGUGAGGCCUGCCUCCACCAGCGGCUGUUGCAGCGCUGCAGUCAGGCCCUGGGCGAUGAGGACCAUCCGCUGCACCCGCCACUGCAGAGGAUGUUCGAGAGGCUGGCUUCUCAGGCCCUGCAGCCGAUGGCGCUCAGGGAGUUCUUGCGUCUCGGAAACCCUCUAAACUGCGGCGCCUGGGACAAGAAGCUGCUGAAGCAGUACCGGGUCCACAAACCGAGCUCUCUGAGCUACGACGCCGAGAUGAGAAACAGCAUGACCAUGUCCAUGGAGGGCUUCGGUCCGGACAGCGUCUUCGCAACGCCGGCGGAGGACAACGGCCAGUACCGCAUCAGCCGCAGCCUGGUGCGCUCCGCCGAGGGCAGCACCGUGCCCCUCACCCGAGUCAAGUGCCUGGUGUCCAUGACCACGCCCCACGACAUACGCCUGCACGGGUCGGCCGUCACGCCUGCAUUCGUGGAGUUUGACACCUCGCUGGAGGGCUUCGGGUGCCUGUUUCUGCCCAGCCUGGCGCCCCACAACGCCCCCACCAACAACACCAACGCCUCAGGGGUCAGCGACGGAGCGGUGCUCAGCGGGAUGGGCACAGGGGAGCGCUUGUUCCCGCCCCCGUCGGGCCUAAGCUACUCCACCUGGUUCUGCGUGGAGCGCUUCAGCGCGGCUCCCCAGGCCCACCCGGUGCGGCUGCUGACCGUCGUGCGGCGGGCCACGUCCUCCGAGCAGCACUUCGUCUGCCUGGCCGUGGUUCUGUCCGCCAAAGACCGCUCGCUCACCGUCUCCACCAAGGAAGAGCUGCUGCAGUCCCACUCUGAUGAGUCCAGUGAAGAAGCCUCCUUCUAUGAGAUCCUGCCCUGCUGCGCUCGUUUCCGCUGCGGGGAGCUGAUCCUGGAGGGCCAGUGGCACCACCUGGUGCUGGUCAUGAGCAAAGGCAUGCUGAAGAACAGCAUGGCCACGCUGUACAUCGACGGCCAGCUCAUCAGCACCGUCAAGCUCCACUACGUCCACAGCGCUCCGGGUGGCUCCGGCUCCACCAACCCCCCCGUGCUGAGCACCGUCUACGGGUACGUGGGGACGCCGCCGGCCCAGCGCCAGCUCUCCAGCCUGGUGUGGCGUCUGGGGCCCAGCCACUUCCUGGAGGAGGUCCUGCCCGCCGCCAGCGUCGCCGCCAUCUACGAGCUGGGACCCAUCUACGUGGGCAGCUUCCAGGCCGUCUACCUGCCCUGUAAAGACUCUAAGGCGGAGGUAUCUCCGGCCUCCCCGGUGGCGUUGGUACCGGAGGAGAAGGUGUCCUUCAGUCUCUACGCGCUCUCCGUCUCCACUCUCACUGUGGCCAAGAUAAGGAAAGUCUACAACAAACUGGACAGCAAAGCGAUCGCCAAACAGCUCACUGUGUCCUCUCAUGAAAACGCCACUCCGGUCAAGCUGAUUCACAACGCCGCGGGCCACCUCAACGGGCCAGCGCGUACCAUCGGAGCCGCUGUCAUUGGAUAUUUAGGCGUCCGCGCGUUCGUGGCUAAACCCGUGGCCACCAACCUGCAGUAUGUGGGUGGGGCGGCGGCCAUCUUGGGCCUGGUCGCGAUGGCGUCAGACGUGGAGGGGCUGUACGCUGCCGUCAAGGCUUUGGUGUGUGUCGUGAAAAGCAACCCGUUGGCCAGUAAGGAGAUGGAGCGCAUCAAAGGCUACCAGCUGCUGGCUAUGCUGCUGAAGAAGAAGCGCUCGCUGCUCAACAGCCACAUCCUCCACCUCACCUUCUCUCUGGUGGGGACGGUCGACAGCGGCCACGAGACCUCCAUCAUCCCCAACUCCACCGCCUUCCAGGACCUGCUCUGUGACUUCGAGGUCUGGCUCCACGCUCCCUACGAGCUCCAUCUGUCUCUUUUUGAGCAUUUCAUCGAACUGCUGACAGAAUCCAGCGAGGCGGCCAAGAACGCCAAACUGCUGAGGGAGUUCCAGCUGAUCCCCAGACUGCUGCUGACCCUGAGGGACACCUCGCUGUCCCAGCCGACCGUAGCGGCCAUCGGCAACGUGCUCAGCCUGCUGCUGCAGGGCUUCCCCAACCCAUACGACCUGCUGCGGUUCGGCCAGUUCAUCUCCUCUACUUUGCCAACAUUUGCCGUGUGUGAAAAGUUUGUCAUCAUGGAAAUCAAUAACGAGGAGAAGCUCGAUGGAGGUAAUGACGAUGAUUUCAGCGGCCUCCUGUCAGCCAACCUCAUUCUGCUGAGAAACCGGCUGCUGGACAACCUGCUCAGACUGCUCUUCACCACCAAAGAGAAGUGCACCGUCAACGCCCAGGCGUGUGAGGAGCUGGUGCGGACGCUGGGCUUCGAUUGGCUGCUGAUGUUCAUGGAGGAGCACCUUCACUCGAGCACGGUGACGGCGGCUCUGUGGAUCCUGGUGGUGCUGCUCUCUAACCAGUCCAUCCUCAACCGCUUCAAGGAGGGCCUGUGCGGAGGAGGCUGGCUGGACCACACCGACUCCGUCCUGACCAAUAAGAUCGGCACAGUGCUGGGCUUCAACGUGGGCCGCAGUGCUGGUGGGCGCUCCACGUUGCGAGAGAUCAACCGGGAGGCGUGCCACUUCCCAGGGCUGCCCGUGCUGCAGACGCUGCUGCCCAAACACACCAACGUGCCCGAGCUCUACUUUCUGCUCAUGGCGCUGUUCCUGCAGCAGCCCGUCACCGAGCUGCCGGACAGCCUGCAGGUACAUUUUGACCUGGACUCCAUCUGGACGUUCAUCUUUGGCAUACCGACCUCCAGUGGGACCGUCGUGGGCUCCAUCCACAACGUGUACACCGAGGCGGCCUUCCUGCUGCUGGCCAUGCUGCGCAGCAUGCUCAACCUGCCGUGGCAGUCGGAGGAGGAGGGCUCCUGGCUGAGGGAGUACCCGGUCACCCUCAUGCAGUUCUUCAGGUAUCUCUACCACAACGUGCCCGACCUGGCACCCAUGUGGCACAGUGCGGAGUUCCUCUGCGCCCUGGCAGCGACCGUCUUCCCUUUCAACAUCAGGCCCUACUCUGAGAUGGUCAGUGAUCUGGACGACGAGGCGGGGUCUCCCACCGAGGAGUUCAAGGCCUUCGCCGGGGACUCGGGUAUGAACCGCAGCCAGUCCGAAUACUGCAACGUGGGCUCCAAGACGUCGCUGACCAACCACCCGGCCAAAAAGUACGUCUUUGACUUCAUGAGGGUGCUGAUCAUGGACAACCUCUGCAUGACCCCGGCCAGCAAGCAGACGCCCAUCAUUGACCUGCUGCUGGAGGCCUCUCCGGAGCGCUCCACCAGAACUCAGCAAAAGGAGUUUCAGUCCAACAUCCUGGACGGCGUCAUGGAGCAUCUUCUGGCUGCUGAUGUCCUUCUAGGUGAAGACGCCUCUCUGCCCCUCAGCAGCGGAGGCAGUUAUCAGAUUCUGGUCAACAACGUCUUCUACUUCACCCAGAGAGUGGUGGACAAGCUGUGGCAGGGCAUGUUCAACAAGGACUCCAAGCUGGUGGUGGACUUCAUCGUGCAGCUCAUCGGACAGUCCAAGAGGCGUUCUCAGGGUCUUUCCCUCGACACCAUCUACCACUGUCUGAACCGGACGGUGCUCUACCAGCUCUGCCGACCCCACAAGACGGUCGCUCAGCAGGUGGCCCUGCUGGACGCCCUGCGGGUCCUGACCGUCAACCGCAACCUGGUGCUCGGGCCGGGCAACCACGACCAGGACUUUGUGGCCUGCCUGGCUCACUGCUUCAUCUGCCUGCACAGUGGGAGCAGCGUGGAGGGCUUCGGUCUGGAGGCGGAGGCCAGGAUGACAACCUGGCAUGUCAUGAUGCCCACGGAGAACGAGGCUGACGCUACGCACAGCCACGACGUCAGCGAGGGGCGACAGCUGCUGCUGAAGGCGGUGAACCGGGUGUGGACGGAGCUGAUGCACAGCAAGCGUCAGAUGCUGGAGGACAUAUUCAAAGUGUCCCUGCCCUGCAACGACAGGGGCCACGUGGACAUCGCCACUGCCCGGCCCGCCCUGGAGGAGCCGGCGCUGAAGAGCUGGCAGAACCACCUGGUCCAUGAGAAGAAGUGCAUCAGUCGCGGUGAGGCGGUGGCGCCGGCGACCCAGUCCAAACUGUCCAGAGUCAGCAGCGGCUUCGGCCUCUCCAAGCUGACGGGCGUCCGCCGCAACAAGAGGGAGAACAGCAUGAACAAGAACAGCUUGUCGGCUCAGGAGACUUUCCAGUGGAUGUUCACACACAUCGCUGUGGUUCGAGACCUGGUGGCCAUGCAGUACAAAGAAUAUCAGGAGCGACAGCAGAACGCCCUCAAGUACGUGACAGAGGAUUGGGCGUCCAUCGAAUACGAGCUGCUCCGUGAACGGGGCCUCUGGGGCCCGCCCAUCGGUUCCCACCUGGACAAGUUUGUGCUGGAGAUGACGGAGGGGCCGUGCCGGAUGAGAAAGAAGAUGGUCCGCAACGACAUGUUCUACAUCCACUACCCAUACAUCCCCGAGUUGGAGCCAAACACCAACUCAGCACAGAAGCCUCUCCGUUACCGGCGAGCCAUCAGCUACGACAGUAAGGAGUACUACAUGCGGUUGCUGUCUGGAAACCCCGGCAUGUACCAGCACUCUGUGGAGCACAACACCGAAGGAGAGACCACACAGCAUGAGCCCGAGCACGGAGAGGACACCAUCGCAAGAGUCAAAGGCCUGGUGAAGGCUCCUCUGAAGAGGUCUCGGUCCACAGCGGACGGGGCGGACGAGGACAGUCAGGAGCAGCUCCAGGAGCAGCUGCUGGAGUCGGGAGGCCCCGAGGAGGAGCAGAGGACCGACAACACGUCUCUGCUGCGCCUCCUGGAGGAGGGAGAGAAGAUCCAGCACAUGUACCGCUGUGCCCGGGUUCAGGGUCUGGACACCGGCGAGGGUCUGCUGCUGUUCGGGAAGGAGCACUUCUACGUCAUCGACGGCUACACCAUGACCGUCUCCAGGGAGAUCAGGGACAUCGACACGCUGCCCCCCAACUUGCAUGAGGCCAUCAUCCCCAGAGGAGCGAGACAAGGACAGAGUCAGCUGAAGAGAACAUGCAGCAUCUUCGCCUACGAGGACAUCAAGGAAGUGCACAAGAGACGCUACCUGCUGCAGCCCAUGGCGGUGGAAGUCUUCUCAGCAGAUGGGAGGAACUACUUGUUGGCCUUCCAGAAAGGAGUCCGCAACAAAGUUUACCAACGGUUCUUGGCGGUGGUGCCUUCACUGGCUGACAGCUCGGAGUCGGUUUCAGGCCAGAGGCCCAACACCAGCGUGGAACAAGGAUCUGGACUCCUCAGCACGCUGGUCGGGGAAAAGUCAGUGACUCAGAGAUGGGAGAGAGGAGAGAUCAGUAACUUCCAGUACCUGAUGCACCUGAACACGUUGGCAGGGCGGUCCUACAACGACCUGAUGCAGUACCCCGUCUUCCCCUGGAUCCUGGCCGACUUCGACUCAGAGGAACUGGACCUGAGCAACCCCAAGACGUUCCGUAACCUCGCCAAGCCGAUGGGCGCUCAGACCGACGACAGACUGACGCAGUACAAGAAGAGGUACAAGGACUGGGAGGACCCCACUGGUGAAACCCCAGCGUACCACUACGGCACCCACUACUCAUCCGCCAUGAUCGUAGCCUCUUAUCUGGUCCGGAUGGAGCCCUUUACACAGAUCUUCCUCAGACUUCAGGGAGGUCACUUCGACCUGGCUGACAGGAUGUUCCACAGUGUGCGUGAAGCCUGGCUCUCUGCCUCCAAACACAACAUGGCCGACGUCAAGGAGCUCAUCCCUGAGUUCUUCUACCUGCCCGAGUUCUUGCUCAACGCCAACAACUUCGACCUGGGCGCCAAGCAGAAUGGCAUCAAGCUGGGCGACGUCAUCCUGCCACCUUGGGCCAAGGGCGACCCCCGGGAGUUCAUCAGAGUCCACCGAGAUGCGUUGGAGUGCGACUACGUGUCGGCCCACCUCCACGAAUGGAUCGACCUGAUCUUCGGGUACAAGCAGCAGGGUCCGCCGGCCGUGGAGGCGGUCAACGUCUUCCACCACCUGUUCUACGAGGGCCAGGUGGACAUCUACAACAUCAACGACCCGCUCAAAGAGACGGCCACCAUCGGCUUCAUCAACAACUUCGGGCAAAUCCCCAAACAGCUGUUUAAGAAGCCCCAUCCUCCUAAACGGGUACGCGGCAAAGCCAACGGUGACGUAGCGAGCGUUCCUCCGAGCUCCAACGGCGACAAGAUCUUCUUCCAUCACCUGGACAAUCUCAGACCUUCUCUAGCACCAGUUAAAGAGCUGAAGGAGCCCGUGGGACAGAUCAUGUGCACCGACAAGGGCAUACUUGCGGUGGAGCAAAACAAGGUUCUGGUUCCCCCCACCUGGAGCAAGACCUUCGCCUGGGGCUACGCCGACCUCAGCUGCCGUCUGGCUAACUACGAAUCUGACAAGGCGUUGGUGGUGUACGAGUGUCUGUCAGAGUGGGGUCAGAUCCUCUGUGCCAUCUGUCCGAACCUGAAGCUGGUCAUCACCGGCGGCACCAACAGCACCGCCAUCUGCGUGUGGGAGACGGGAACCUCCAAGGAGAGGGCCAAGUCCCUGACGCUCAAACAGGCGUUACUGGGCCACACGGACGCCGUGACGUGUCUGACGGCGUCGGCGGCGUACCACAUCGUUGUCAGCGGCUCGCGGGAUCGAACCUGCAUCAUCUGGGACCUCAACAAGCUUUCCUUCGUCACGCAGCUCAGGGGACACCGAGCGCCGGUCUCCGCUCUGUGCAUCAACGAGCUGACGGGGGACAUUGUGUCCUGUGCAGGAACCUACAUCCACGUGUGGAGCAUCAACGGCAGCCCCAUCGCCAGCGCCAACACCUUCACGGGACGCAGCCAGCAGAUCCUGUGCUGCUGCGUGUCGGAGAUGAACGAGUGGGACACGCAGAACGUCAUCGUCACCGGGCACUCGGACGGCGUGGUCAGGUUUUGGAGAAUGGAGUUCCUCCAAGUCCCAGAAACCCCUGCUCCAGAGCCGGUAGAGCCAGAUGUGCCUGAAUGCUGUGGUGAGGAGAAGAUCGAGGGCGGCGAGAAUCACAACGGCGAUGAGGACAGCAGCGAGUCGGACGGAGACGAGCCCAGUCUGAGUCAGGAGCCCAAAGCUCCACGCAACCCGUCGACGGGUGGAGGCAGCCAACCGGGCAGCGCCGUCCACAGACCCAGAGGUCCCUCGGCACGAACCGGAGCGUCGUGGUCGAUGGACAGCAGCUCUGACGACUCCCACCGCUGGUCGGACACCCUCAGCAUCGACGAGAAGGACGGCUUCGUGUUCGUCAACUACUCCGAGGGGCAAACUAAGGUCCCUCACCACCACCACCACCCUCACCACCACCACCACCCUCACCCGACUCACCCAGGCCAGGGCUCGGUGCCACAGCCCUCCACCAUGGACGCACGGACGUACAACCAGCUCAGGGCCGGCUACAGAUGGGAGCGCCAGCUGGUCUUCCGGAGCAAACUCACCAUGCACACGGCGUUCGAUCGCAAGGACAACGCUCAACCGGCCGAGAUCACGUCGCUCGCCAUCUCCAAGGACCACAGUAAGAUCCUGGUGGGCGAUGGUCGCGGUCGGGUCUUCAGCUGGUCAGUGAGCGACCAGCCGGGCCGUUCUGCGGCCGACCACUGGGUGAAGGACGAGGUGGUGGACAGCUGCUCCGCCUGCACGGUCCGAUUCUCCCUCACCGAGCGGAGACACCACUGCAGGAACUGCGGCCAGCUCUUCUGCCAAAAGUGCAGUCGCUUCCAAUCAGAGAUCAAAAGGCUGAAGAUCUCGUCGCCGGUGCGCGUUUGUCAGAACUGUUACUACAACCUUCAACAUGAGCGGAGCUCCGAGGACGGCUGCAGAAACUGAAGAAACACACCGACCAGUAAACACAUGAGCUGUAACACACUGACAGACUGUCUCAGCGGAGGAGGUGGGAGAGAAAAAAACGAGGAAAUGUUGAAAGGAAAUGUAUAAAAAUAAUAAAAUAAAAACCUCAAUCACCACUUUUACCACCUGCACUCACCCGGAAGAGGGAAAAGAAAGCGAGAACACCGUCGCCGCGGCACGCUUCAAUCAAUCACCCGCUAUCUGUUGCUUUGAGACCAAGAACAGGAAGAACUCCUUCCUACUCGCACCACAUAACAAACUUGUUAAUAUUGUAAAUACUUACCAUGGCCUUUUUCAUUUUACGAGGAACAAACUCAGAACAAAAAAAAUAUGAAUACGGAAAAACUAAUUGUGUGUAACAUAGCGAUGUGACUAACCACUCCUGGCUUUAAGAGAA